Molecule: messenger RNA, 1857 nt
Organism: Linum tenue
Lineage: Eukaryota; Viridiplantae; Streptophyta; Magnoliopsida; Malpighiales; Linaceae
Source: the annotation of a GenBank genome assembly
AUGAGAAACUUGACGGACCACUUCGGCGGCCUAGUCCAUCGAGGCUUUCGUUACCUUCAGACCUUCGCCGACGGCAUCGACUUUGCCUACUGCGGCCGCCUCUUCCAGCAGUUCACCGAUCGGCGUCUCCCUGUUCAAGGGAAGCAACUGCACGCUCGGCUAAACCUCCUCUCAGUCAUUCCUGACAAUUUCCUUGGUUCCAAGCUCAUCAAUCUCUAUGCUAAAACAGGCAACCUGUGCCAUGCCCGGAGCGUGUUCGACCAAAUUCCCCAGAAGAACACUUUCGCUUACAAUGCGAUGCUCAUCUCUUAUUCCCUCAACGACUGCCACAGCGACGCGCUUAAUCUCUUUGCGGAGUUGGCUCUUUCAAAUGAGCUCGAGGCUAGACCCAACAAUUACUCGGUCACGUCUCUUAUGAAGUCGCUGGGGAAGUUGCCCUAUGGUGAUGUGAAAGCUGGAAAACAGGUGCAUGGGUUUAUUCUCAGAAAUGGGUUGGAGGGUGACGUUUUCGUUGGGAAUGCUCUGAUCAGUUACUAUGCUAAAUGUAUUGCCAUCGUCCUUGCGAGGAAGGUGUUCGACGAAAUGACUCAAAGAGACGUAGUUUCGUGGAACUCGAUGAUUGCAGGAUACUCUCAGGCGGGAUUUUAUGAGCAGUGCAAAGGAUUGUACAGAGACAUGUUAGAAUCGUCUGGGUUUAUGCCGAAUGCUGUAACUAUCGUUAGCGUCCUGCAAGCGUGUGGCCAGUCAGCUGAUCUUGUUCUCGGAAUGGAAGUUCAUAGAUUUGCCAUUGAUAAUCGGAUUGAAUUGGACACGGAGGUUCGUAAUGCGUUCAUUGGAAUGUACGCCAAAUGCGGUAGCUUGGAAUACGCAAGGGAAUUGUUUGAAGACAUGAGUGAUAGAGAUAAUGUGACUUACGGCUCAAUUAUAUCUGGCUACAUGCUUCAUGGCUUAGUAAACGAGGCUGUGGAUAUCUUCAGAUCAACAAAAUCUCAUUGGAUAAGUGCUUGGAAUGCAGUGAUUUCAGGCUUGGCACAAAAUAAUCGGCAUGAGCAGGUUAUAGAAUUGUUCAGGGAAAUGUUGGCAUCUGGUUUAAGCCCUAAUCCGGUGACCCUUUCAAGCCUUCUACCUGCACUAUCCCACUAUUCGAAUCUCAAAGCAGGCAAAGAGGUCCACGGUCAUGCUGUGAGAAAUCUCUACGACCAGAACGUAUAUGUAGCAACUGCAAUCAUUGAUAUCUAUGGCAAGUCAGGAUUUGUAACCGGGGCGCAGGUUGUUUUUGAGCAGUCAAAAGAACGGAGCUUGAUUUUGUGGACUUCAAUAAUAUCUGCCUAUUCAUCAAACGGAGAUGCUAGCUCAACUCUUGUGCUUUUUCAUAAGAUGCUAAACAAGGGCAUCCAGCCUGAUGGAGUUACAUUCACAGCAGUGUUGUCAGCUUGUGCUCACUGUGGAAUGGUGGACAAAUCUUGGGAGAUCUUCAAUGCCAUGUCGACAAAUUAUGGCAUCCAACCGUUCGUCGAGCAUUAUUCCUGCGUAGCAACUGCUCUAUGCAGAGCCGGGAGGCUCUCAGAGGCAAAAGAAUUUGUUUCCAACAUGCCAAUUACACCAAGUGCCAAAAUUUGGGGGGUAUUGCUUCAUGGAGCUUCAGAAGCUGGUGAUGUUGAACUCGCAAAGUUCGUAUGUGAUCGUUUGUUUGUCAUUGAACCAGAGAAUACAGGGAAUUAUAUGAUCAUGGCAAAUUUAUACGCACAAGCGGGGAGAUGGAAAGAGGCCGAUGAGGUGAGAGAUAGGAUGAACGAUAUUGGGUUGAAGAAGAUCUCUGGUCGUAGCUGGAUAGAUGAUAGCCGUGUUACAAUGUAA